Messenger RNA from Ixodes scapularis (black-legged tick), 1092 nucleotides. Its product is annotated as venom metalloproteinase antarease TserMP_A-like. Gene Ontology annotation, molecular function: metalloendopeptidase activity. Gene Ontology annotation, biological process: membrane protein ectodomain proteolysis. The transcript is spliced from 10 exons. The coding region runs from base 1 to 1092 and encodes 363 amino acids. NCBI's taxonomy places the organism in Eukaryota, Metazoa, Arthropoda, Arachnida, Ixodida, Ixodidae. The record is from RefSeq and is a predicted model, not a curated record.
AUGUAUUCGGCUACACUCAUUGUUUUCAGCGUUGCUACUGCUCACGCCGGUGUCGUGUAUCCGGUUCUGAUUGAAAGCAGAAGCGGCAACUCAAGAGGCGCUGUUCAAUUUUCUAAAGACUACGUCAUAGACUUGGAAGAAUCCAGUGUUUUAGGGGACCGUCUGUAUUUUUCCGAGGCUAGGGAUGGAGAGGUGAAUCACGAAUUGAUGGAUACUACAGACAUGCGUAAUAGUGUUUAUGAAAAUUCGGAACACAAGGCUUCCUUUACAAUUACUGAAACAAGUGUGGGAAUCGAAAUGGAAGGAUACCUAAACUUUACACACGGAAUUGAGCCACUGCGAAUACAUGACAAAUCCGGCCGAAUCCCUCACAGAAUAUUUCCGCUCCCGACGCCUGAGGAACCGAUACACUUGGAAAGUGACACUGCAGAGCCACCCGCCGUGUGGCGACCUGAAAUGUACGUCAUGUUUGACAGUGUAAUACACAAGUACCUGCAAGGAAACAAAGACCUACAGACUCGAUACAUCAUAAGGCUAAUGAACAUGGUGAAUGCUAUCUUCAAGACGGUUGGCAAGCCCCGAAUAAACCUCCAGCUUGUUGGAAUACUCGGAUUUCCGACGAAAGAAGAUGAGUAUUUUAUUGUGGAGGAAGAUAACCUAGUCGCAGCGAUCGACUCACUAAGAGCCUUUGGACCAUACACUGCAAGCACCACGUUCGCAAGGCCCGCCGAUUUCUACGUGAUGCUCGUUGGGCGCAGCUUAGGGAGACGUGACAAGAACACUCAGAAAUUAUAUUCUGAUAUUAACGGUAUCGCCUAUUCCGGAAUGAUCUGCGUCCAAGGCGUUAAUGUGGCAAUUUGCGAGGAAGAACCUCCUCUGUUCUAUGGAUUCACCACAAUAGCCCACGAAAUUGGGCAUUUGCUCGGGAGCGCGCACGAUGGAAGUGGUCCCUUGACAAAAAUCCAGAAUCAUCCUGGUGCUCUUGGCUGCAAGUACCCAGAUCAAUACAUUAUGAGUCAUGCAGCGAAACGUGGACCGCCUUUUGCGUUUUCAAGUUGUAGUGAAGCGCAGAUGGAAUUUGUUAUGAAGUAA